This is a messenger RNA of Diaporthe citri, 1005 nucleotides long. RefSeq lists its product as uncharacterized. The record is from RefSeq and is a predicted model, not a curated record. Lineage: Eukaryota; Fungi; Ascomycota; Sordariomycetes; Diaporthales; Diaporthaceae. The transcript is spliced from 4 exons. The coding region runs from base 1 to 1005 and encodes 334 amino acids.
AUGUCGGUCACGCUGCUGACAGCCACCUCCGGACUCCAAUUCGCCUUUGAUCCGGCCGCAGCCCACUUCGAAUGGAAAGAGAAUCUUGCGCCAUGGCCCCAAAUCGACAUCGACCAAAGUAAAGCGUGUGCCCCUCCUGAUAGCCAACGACCUCCAGUGACCAUCUCCUCUGUCCAGAGCCAGUCAGGGCCCAAUGGCCAGCUGGCUAACAUCCAGCUGGAGGCUCAGCACGUGGUCGCCGCGGGGCUUUUCUUCGGACGCAUUUGGAUAUCACCCUUCCAGAGGGAAGGAGGAUCGCCACAGUCAGUCAGUUCUAUAAUCACCGAGCAGAAUAUCAAACCAUCCUCUGGCGUCGGCGACCAGAGGGUCGCCUCGAAUUGCUGCCACCACAUCACCGUCGAGUGCGUAUCCGACGAGGACCUCAGGAGCAUCAUUGCCAAGGCAGCGGCUUCGAUCUUCCGUUCAGCGAUGGACUUCAUGAGAAGACAUUCUGCCGUUCUCGGUCCAAGGCGCCAGUUUCACUGUCCAAGAAGCAGCGGGCAGAAUUGCGAACCCGAGCCCGAGAUGUGCGGCCGGGUGACCGCAAGGGCAAGAGCAUGGCGGUGGCGCCGAGGAAGUAUGACGAGUACGAUGUUCGUUCCGCCGCUUUUCUCGUUGUCAUAUCUCUCCCGAAUCGACAUCCUGUUCCAAAUCGUCUUCGUCCAGUACCAUGGGGUUGACGGCGAGUUCGAAACCGACUACGUCGAUGUGCCGGCCAGGGCCCAGAGGGUCGAAGACGCCCUCACGGCUGCCCUGUCCUCUGCCACUCGAGACGUGCAGGCUCCAAUGGUCCUCGCUCCUGUGACCACCAAUUUGGGCGCCGGCUAUGUUCACUGUCUGGUUGUCGUUACCCAUCGACAAAUCCCGCAGUCGGGCCAAGCAACAGUCCGAUCCCAGGUGCCCCAUGCGAACAACAGCUCUUCAGACAAUCCCCCCUGCCGCGGUCUCCGCUUUCGACAAGUCUAA